AUGCUUGGGCUUCAUGUAAUUCUCCUACUGGUGCUCCGGCUUCGACCGAAUCUUGCCGCGGAAUACACUGGCGCCUGCGUCCAAAUGCCGUCAGUUCAAGGCCGAUGCUAUAAGAAACUGUUUACCAAUGAGCUUCCGCUGCGCGAACGUUUGGAAAAGUGCCCGCACGGGCGUUUGGCGCUGCACGAUCGUGGCGAUGUCAUCACCGCCGUCAGCGCCGCCAUAGGAAUCCCAAUGGAUUGUGAAAAUCCUAGCGACGCAACAAGUGCUGACGCGGGGACGCACUACCUAAACGUUGGACUGCGCGACGACGCGAUGGAAUGGUCGAACGGCGAUCCCCUGUUCUACGACUUUCUCGAGGAUGCCAAUCGAGAAGCCGCCCAGGGAUAUCACUUUCAGCUGACCGGCGAGGAGACGUGUCUUGUUUAUCGUCAGCGCAAGAAAGGCUGCCUAGGAGACACUGAUACGUGGCAUUUCCGGGCCCGGUGCCCGGUGGAGGAUGUGCAUAUCAGCGUCCUGUGCUCCGGAAUCAGCGCCUGGUCCUUCUCGGACACGGUGCACCUCGACGUGCGCGUGUUUCAGCCCAAUCUACGCUUCGCCUGCUUUAUUAGCUGGAUAGCCGGCCUGUUGAUGCUCACCGUGGUCAUCUACCUGUACAUCAAUGUGCACUACGAGCUGCUCGGGCGCUUCUACGCAAUUUCGUCAACGAUUGUCGAGUUGAGCCGUGCCGUCGACGCCGCGGCCAUUCCGGAGCCGCAGCUGGACGGCAUGGUCAAGCAGAUCAAGAGCGUCACGCUGGAGGGAGUGUGGGCCGAGCGUGAAGCCGUGAAUUUUGCUAUGGAUGAGCAUUUCACCGGGUCGCCCCUCUGCGAGGUGCCGCUCGAUCAGCGCAUCGGCUGGAGGCUGGGCAAGGCGGCCAAGGUGCAGCUCGCCGAUGAGAAAAUCGAUGCGGACCUCGCGUUCACUGACAAGAAAGCGGCGUGCAAGUACGGGCUUCUGUCGCUGGACGGCGUCGAAGACAUCCACUAUGCCGUACAGAAAGCCGGUCUCGCCGAAAAAUGUCAGGACGACACGGUGAAGCCGCCGCCCCCAGCCAAUAUGACCAGCACGCUGCUCUACCUUGGCAUCAAAAAGGACGAAUACCGGUGGGCUGACGGGCGCCCGAUCACGUACAACAUGACCGGGAUGGAGUCGAGGCUGGCCGGGGAUUGUGCCUACUACAGCUGCCAGCCGGGUUGCGUGGAGCCGCAAUGUGACUACUGGCACUACCAGCUGGCAUGUGACGACAGGACGGUGGUAUUGUGCGCGGGCAAAAAUCUGACGCGCUGGGAGCCGAGACCGGUGAUCCUUGAGCCGAUAAUCUUCCGCUCGUUCCUCGGCAUUGCUCUGCUGCUCCUUUUUGUUUUCAUGCUGUUCUCGCUGCUCCUCUCGAUCCACAUCUACCAGCGCGUCAAGCACGACCAGCUCGAGCCCUACUACGCAAUUACAUCAAAUAUUGUCCGCCUGAGCCAAACGCUGGACCGCGUCGGCUUCCAGGACAAGGACAUGGUGCCAAUGUUUAAGGAGAUUAAUGUCGCGCUCGCCACCGUCAAAUCGGAGCGCGAGUUUGUCAACCGGAUGCAGGAUUACGAUUUCGACGCGUCCCCGCUCGUCGGACUGCCGCUGGACGAGAAGGUGCCGUGGAGGCUGCGGAAGACCGAAUCUGGAAUGGGCGUCGUUGGAGAAGCAGCGACACGUCGCAGCAACUCGAUGCGCGAACGGCUGCGCGAGCUCAAGGAGCAGCUCAUCUCCUCGGAGGCCCCCGAACCCAGUCUGCGCAUCGAUUCGAGCAUGGAGCCGCUGAAACGCCAACGCACCGAAGAGGUCAACCAGAAGACGCAUGAGACCGAGGUGGAAGGAGGCAAUGAGACCCCGUCGAAGCGCGCCCGGAAGCAGAAGAAGGCUAUUGUUGCCGUUGCCGCCCCCGCCCCCGUCGCGCCCGUCGCUCUGCCCUCGCCGAAAAAGUCGCCCGCCUCGAAAGCGGCCCCAGCCCCAGCCCAGCCGGCUGCUGCUGUCAAAGAUGAGAAGUCGCGCGAGAGCAAGCUGAAGGACAAGACGGGCGACUCGUUCGACAAGAUUGCCGGCACGACCGGCGCCGACGAGAGCCGCACCCACGACCCACAGUCACGCACCAGCGACGACGGCGGACUGGGUAAGGGCGCCCCCAAGACCCGAACGCCCGCCUCGUUCGGCAAGUCUCCGAAGAAAUCGCGUGAGCCCCUGCUGCGCAGCAAGGAGUCGCGCACACAGGAGACGCUCGUACGCACGAGGCCGACAGCUCCCUCGGCGACGGUGCCGAUCAGCAUGACGCAGCGAUCGGGCAAAAGCAGAGAAUCGGCGGCGACCCAGGGCUCGAAGGAGAACGUGCGCCAACGCCGCUCAGCCCGCUCGGCCCGCAGCGGAGGCCAC
This is a messenger RNA of Mesorhabditis spiculigera, 2448 nucleotides long. The record is from the annotation of a GenBank genome assembly. NCBI's taxonomy places the organism in Eukaryota, Metazoa, Nematoda, Chromadorea, Rhabditida, Rhabditidae.